AGAAUGUCCGAUUGGGGCAACCAUACAAAUGUUUGGAUUAAUCACGUCGACGUACGCAAUGUCAAAUGUCACGCAUUUACCAUGGAACGACAAUGUGUAGGCCUACUUACAUUAGUUUUUAACUCUUAAUAAUCAUCUAAAUAUUAUCAAUUUCACCGUUUCUUCAUUGCUCGAUGCUCUUGGUAAGUAUGCAAAAGUGUAGAGGUUGAGUAAUAUAAUGGCAAGCUUAUAUCAGAGUCUUGCCAGUCGGAGCAAACAAACAACAGCUCGUGUAUGGCAACCAAGGAACACCAGUUCUGUCAUAUUCUCUAAAGGUCUACUCAAUGCUCCUGGAGAAAAUAACUGCUUCCUAAACAGUGCCGUGCAGGUACUAUGGCAUUUAGAUGUAUUUCGAAGGAGUUUUCGGGAGAUGGGAGGGCAUGCCUGCAUGGGUAAAGCCUGCAUAUUUUGUGCAUUAAAGGUCUUAUUUACUCAGUUGAGGUACAGUGAGAAACAAUCCCUUCCUCCCGAUGCACUCAGGAAAGCAAUGGCUGUAGCAUUCCAAGAUGAACAUCGCUUCCAACUGGGUUGUAUGGAUGAUGCUGCCGAAUGCUUCGAGAAUAUCUUGACUCGCAUCCACUUUCAUCUUGCCCAUGAUAUCAAGGAGGAAUUGUGUGAUGCUAAAUACUGCAUCCCACAUCGCAAGUUUGCUAUGACACUCAUUGAACAUAGUGUCUGUACAUGUGGAGCUACAUCAGAGCCCUUUCCCUUCACUCAAAUGGUACAUUAUGUUUCCUGUACUGCUAUAUGCACCGAGGCCAAGAAGUUAAGAGAGAGACACCAUUGGAGUAGCUCUGUCUGCUUUGGUCAUGUGUUGAGGAAUGCAGGAGCAGUAGGAGACAUCCGAGAUUGUCCGAGUGAAUGUGGAAAGAAGAUCAACAUAAGAAGGGUUCUCAUGAACUGCCCCGAUGUUGUUGCUAUUGGCCUGGUUUGGGACAGUGAUCGUCCAGAGAAGGAUCACAUUGUGGACGUCAUCCAGUGUCUUGGUACAUCACUACGAAUGCCUGAUUUGUUUAAUUCUGUAGUUGAUGAAAAAGCCAAGCGAGCUGCCCUUCAUUUGGUUGGCGUGGUAACAUACUAUGGCAAACACUACUCCACGUUCUUCUACAACACAGCACUGAGACUCUGGGUGUACUUUGAUGAUGCAACGGUCAAACAGGUUGGACCUAAUUGGAGAGAUGUUGUGAACAGAUGUAAGCGUGGUCACUCACAGCCAUUGCUACUGUUAUUUGCAAACCCUGAUGGCACCCCAGUACCUACAGAAAUGGCUCCUAAGGAAUCCACAGUACUACCUGGCUACACACAGCUCAAGAGUCCAACAGACAAAAAUUCAAGAGCCCAUCCUGCACGUGAUCCUCGUAGCACUUCAAACUUGAGCAAAUAUCAGCCAAUGCAGCCAGUUGUGGAGUAUAAGCCAGUCUAUGCAAGCCAAGAUACAGCAGCACCAGGACAGAAACAUGUGGUAGAGAUUGGCCAUGAUGCAGUGCAGAAACUACAGACUAGGCGGGAUGGUGGGCAUAGUACAAGCCAAAAUAGUCAGUCUUCAGUACACAAACGCCCAGGCAGUUAUGCUGGAAAGACCAGUGUACGCGAAAAUGAAGGAUCUUACAGGACCCUUCAGAAGCCUCUAACUUCUAACCAGCUAAGUACUGAUACGACCAGUACUGUACCAAAUUCAUCAUCAGUAGCACAGAGUAGAACAAAGAUGCAAGGUGAUCAACGCCAUAGCUUGGCUGAUGAUCUGAUGAUGAGUUCACGUUAUCCACAUCAGAGUGAGGAAGUCACUGGCAAUGUGUCACUUACUAGAUCUCAAGGUUUCCCGGUAUCUGACAUGCAUGUUGCAUCUCCCAUUGUCCCAAGAGGAGAUAGAAAUGACAGGUCUACUCAUCCUCUUCAUCGUAUGACAGCUGUCACCCAAAUGCCCCAUCCUAAGAAACUGGAGAGACAUGAAUCCUGGAGUGGACGUCCUAGUCAUACGAUGGGCCUUGCAUCCCAGUCAAGGCGGAAUAUUGAUAACAAGUAUACAGUUCAGCGUCACAGCUCAUUUAGUAACGGUACACUACCGGACUCACAGCCACGCACUGUGCCCACUAGCAUCCCAGAUAGGCAACCAAUCAGUGGUCAGACUAAUAGGUUGGCUAACAUGAUGCCACCCCACAAGGCUCUUCCAAUAGCGGGAUUUCCAACCAACCAAACCAAGGCCCAGUUUGGCAGUGUACCCAAUCUACACCAAGGCUUUGAUUUGAGAGCUGGUAAGUCAGUGUCUGUGCAGAACAUUGCAUUGGCCGAGGAAGGAAUACUGGCCAGCGCUAUCAAGAAUAAUAUCCAGCAGAAGAGGUCUAGCACCAGUGAUGUAUCAUUGGGGAGUAGCAAUGGGCAUCAGUCACAGCAGGGCAGGAAUGGAGUCACAUCAGAUCAAGAGUUAUCACUGGCAGCAAGAACUGAUCGAUAUGGCUAUGAUAGUAUCUUAAAGCCAGACAAGCAGAACAUCAAUCAGGACCAAGCUAAGCAGAGGAACAUGCAAAGGAUAGACAGGGAUUACGAUAAGUCUGAAUCAUUGGUUAGAAAUACAAGUAGUCAGGGGUUACAACACACCGACAAUUCCCACAGUACCAGCGUUGAUCCUAAAACAAGCAGAAGAGGCCUGGUGUCAGGUCAGAGUCUUCAAAACAGAGAUUCAGUUGCAAGCAGAGAUUCUGGGUAUCGAAGCAGAGAUCGAUCCAGUGCCAGCUCUGGUAGUGUGUAUUCCAUUGAGACACCUACAUCUACACGCACAGGCUAUCCACUAGACAGUGUGGAUACAGCAAGAGAAUCCACUCAACAGAUGCAAACAGACGGAUAUGAUUACCAAGCAUCGAGUGGGCUACAGGAUGUGGAUACUGUCUGUGAUGAGAUUUGUGCUGAAUGUGCUGAUCUGGAGGCUCAGUCUAGAUUGAAGGGAGAUGCUGGUGACUUAGCUACAGCUCUAGCUCUCUGCACUGCAUCAGUUACCAAAUUAAAGGAAUGUUUGAAACUGGAUGGCAUAUCUUCUCAGAAGCGACAGUUACUACACAGUAGAUACAACACUGCUGUGCUACAGUCCAGAAACCUUCAUCGACGGUUGACUAUAUUACGUGACCUGGAUGCCUAUCCUGUUGGUCAGAAGGACACGUCUCCUGCCAGUCCAAGUCAGCCACCAUUAGUGGCCAAAGAUUUAAAUCUCAUCAACUUACAAGAAGCUUCUGAUGACAGCAGUCGAGUUGACAGACUCAAGCAGCAGCUUCAAGAGUUGUACAUGCAAGAUAAAGGCUCACAGUCUGCCAAGCAAGAGAAUUAUGGUGGACUUGCUAUGAGACCCAACCAAUCACAGGUCACUCACACACACAUACAUGUACCUAGGUCUAGAAUGUCAGCUGAUGUGUUUGUGAAUGACAGGAAGACUCUUGACAACUUAAGAUCAUGUGAUGCCCACAGCAGGAUGACAAGCCUCAAUAGGAAUCAAAACGCUGGACGUGAAUCAUACGUUGCCAACAAUUGGCUCUCAUACUCAUCUCAACUCUUAGGUGGUGAGAAUACUGAGAAAGCACCAGUGUGUGCAUGGCAGAAAUAUGGCAUACAUGGAAGUGAAGAUGGAAUGAACAGUAUGUCACGGCAAAGCACCCAUGAAGAUACCGGUACAAGGAGAAACGGCGUAACACAGCCAGGCAUGCAUGAAGACAUCAGAAGAAACGGCGUAACACAGCCAGGCAUGCCAGGCAUGCCAGGCAUGCAUGAAGAUACACGGAGAAACAAUGUGACUGGUACACAGCAGACAUAUGGCCAAGUGAGGAGUCUCAGUCAGCCCUUCACAGCACAUACGUCUAAUGUACAUAAUGGCAGACCCAGAGGUAGUGCAUUCAGGCCAGAUGUAGUUACUCCAAUGACCUACAGCGACAUAUCAAGCUGUACACAAACAUUCACUAAUUCUAGUGUUAGAGAAUGCCACUUAGACAGCCAGACAAGUCUAGGUACCAGACUGUGUCGUGCUAGCGCUGUGCCGUCCAUGGUUGCAUGUAAGGCUUAUUGUACUGAAGUCCCUACACCUAAGCCAGCCAGUCAUCCAAACCCUGGCAAUAAAGAACUCAUAGACAAAACCAAUGCAUUGAUGGACAAAAAUCUGGAGGAGUUGAUAUCAGAGCAUGAUUGGUAUUAGUGAAUGAUACACCCUCCAUUCAAAUGCUAAGGUUUGUAUUGCAACAUAGUUUUCAGUUCAAUUUCGAAUAAUCACAUCUGACUUGAACUCUUGAUAGUCCAAGUCAAUUGUUCUGAUGUCAGUCAAAAUGUAAUCCAGCUGAUGCUAGAGUGAAUAUUGUACAUUUUAGAUGUGAGCCUGUAUUCAUUAGUAUACAAAUAAGGAAUGUUUAUGAGUGCAGUGGUAAGAAUUUCAUGUGGUGACAGAUGGAAAGUUCCAUUUCACGAGACGAAACCAAGUGGAAUGAAACAUCCCAUCUAUUUCCAAUGAAAUUACUCUUUCCAUUGCACGAAUGUGAAACAUUCAUUAUUGGUUUUGUACACCACCUGAAUAAAUCCUCAUCAUCUGAUUGGUAACUUGUAAACUGGUAUACAGCAUCAGAGCCACCUGAGUGCAGCCAAUAGUGAGACCGUGCAAAGGAAGUUCUGUUUACAGUGGAAUGGAACUUCUAUUUUUGCGGUGCAGCCGCGCUGUGCGUUAGGAUGAAUAAUUCAAUGACGCGAUCAACAACUCACCAAUCAGAUGUAGGGGAUUUAUUCAGGCGUUGUGUAUAGUACAUGUGCAACCUAACCGCAGCCAUAAUAAAUGCCUCUUGAUCAUAAGUAUCAUCCUAGCACAUGCACUUUGACUAACAUAAAAUUCUCUGCACUGAAAUAGCUGUACAUAAAGUUAAUUUAUUAGUCCCUGCUUGGGAUGCUUGCAUCAUAUUGUUGGCUGAUGUUUUUUAUUUGUGAAAAGGUUUGUGUUUCAUUUGGAGGAUUAGAUUGAAUAUAAGGCCAGUUGGGAUGUUUGUAAGCGCAUUGGUGUAUUUGUCACCAAGUGAAACUCAUAUUCUGAAUUGUACUCAAUAUGUCUCAGAGAAAUGUGGAAAACAUGACAGCUAUUGGCCAUGCCUUCCUAAACUAUGGCCAAGAUUGAGCACAAUUCAACUUGUUACAGGUUUGCACAUUGAAUUAUGACCAAAGUAAGGCACAAAACUGAUGAGGAAAGAUACUUUUAUUUGGCAGUCAUUUGUAUUCUAUUGUGUGUGGAGAUUUGAAUUAACUGUCCCCAUUUGGUCAGUGUAUUAGCCACACUUGGUCAGAAAUGAUUAAACAAAGCUUAGGUGUGCAUUAAUGCAGUAAGCUCCCUUGUUGGAUUUUAAAUAUACAUUCAUUACAAAUAAUAUCAUGUAAAGAUUAGUCUUGUCAAUUUAGGCCCAAUUUCCUGAGGUUCAAAGGUUGCAUCAGAGAGUUUGCACAAAUAAUUUUGCUGAAAUUUUGGUUUUAAUAAGUACAUUUAUUAAGGAACAGUCGAUUUAUGUGUAUAUUUGAACUUUAUACCAAAGGUAUAGUUUGUUUUUGAAAAUCUUACAAACGUUUGUACUAAAUGGUUAACUUUUUGAAUUCAUGCAAAAUUCAAAUUUAAUUCCCUAUUAUUUUUAAUAUAACUUUUUAGCAUAAAUUAUCUGUAAAAAAUAAUAAUUUAUGAAUUUUGUUAUUUCCUUGGAAUAUUGGCCUCAGUCUGUUUUGAGGUACUCAAAGUCGAGACGUGGUGGAGUGAGCAUUUUCGUACCAUUUGUACUUUUUCAGGACCAGUAGAUAGCAGUUUGCAGUUACAUGAAUGAAAACGAUUGAAAAGAACUCUCUUUUCUUUUGUUUUCUGAAAAUUACCAUUAUUAAACUGAAAUUAUACAUUGACAAGAUAAGUUAUGCUUUUGAACAAAACUCUAAAUUGUUUAGCACCAAUGUUUUAUGACCUCUAUUGUAGUCUAGUACUUAAGUUAAGUGACUUGACUCAAGUUUGAUUGAGUCAUGACUUGCAUUGACUACUUUCCAGUUCCUACUUCAUGUCAAAUUGUUAGCUGGCUUGCAGGUGUAUGUCAUGGAGUACCGGAGUGAAUACGUCACACGCAGUAAAUGUGUGUAAAAGACAUUAGCACGUGAUUCAGCCCGUGAACCAACACGCGCGCGUACUCCAUUCGUUUGCCCUACACUUUCUGGUUCUAAAUGAUGUCACACUUCGGUACUCCAUAGCAGGGCCUCCUAGUACGGUGUCAUACUAUCAUUGCAGAAUUUAAUCUCAGUUUGUUAUGCGUGUGCUAACUAAAAUAGCACGAUGUCAAGAUGCCUGACUUGAAUCGACUCAAGCAAAACUUUGACUCAACAUAAUUGCACAAUUUCAGUAAGGCAGACGCACAGGACCUUGUUUGCCUAAUGACUGACUCAAGUCACUGCCUUAGAAUGACUCAACUUGAUUCAAGUCAAUUACAUCAGUGGCCGGUUACAAUACUUAUAGUCAGUAACUAGACUAUAAUGCAGGGGCCAUAUUCAUGAAACCUUACUAACUUAGCAGCCAACUAGGCCUUAGUAGGAUACUAAAAUGCCUAGUAGUCUAAUAUGGAGUUGACAACUAAAUUGUUAUUCAUGAAACCUUACUAAGAACAUUGCUAACUAGUGACAUACUAGGAGAAUUUAGUUGCAUACCUGAGUAACUAGAUUUGGGUGCUUUGGAUGGAGUGGGCAUGUAUGGAAUGUGAUGACAACACAUACAGGUGCAUUAGGCUAAUCCAUGUCCAGCACUUGCGUGGAUUAGCAAAAAAAGAAGGAAAAAAUUGUGUAAUGCAAGUAAGUGAAUCAACAUCAAAUUCUCUAGCAAUUUGCAUAUAAAGUAAAAAGGGCAAGGAAGGCAAAUUAUUCUCAAGAAGAGUUCUAACUCAUUAUGGCAGACAAGUAUGAGGAAUUAAGCAUAAGGAUGCAAACACUAACAAGAAAAAGAAAGAUGCAUGGGCGGCUAUUCUCAGCCAACACCUUAUGAGAAAGUCCAAGAAGGCAACCGGAGGGGGAAAACCACCUAAAAAGCCAAGUCUGGCACAACAAAAAAUGAUAUAGUUGCCAACUAGUGACUUAGAGUUGCCCUGGAUCUACACUAACUUAAGUAAGAAACUUAGAAUGUAACUAGCAUUAGCAAUGUUUCAUGAAUAUCAAUUAGUUUCCAACUAGGCUUAGUAAGCAACUACAUGCAUAUUUAGUAAGCAACUAGGCUUAGUAAGGUUUCAUGAAUAUGGCCCCAGGUCCAUAGCCAGGGCUGGGGUGGGUGCUGAGCCACCCAUUUUAUGUGGUCUAAUUUUUAGCUGUCCAUUUUGAAUCUUUUUUAACAAAAUUUCUUUAUGCUUGGAUAAUGUUUUUUCCAACAGAACGUUUUACUUAAAUUUGAAUGUGUCCUUUGAUAAAAAAAAUAUCCAGACAUUGGUUGAAUGCAUACAUGGUCAAACACUAAAAAAAAAAUCAGAUUUAAUUUAAAAAAAAAGCUCUAACAGGAUGCACUCCUCAGACCUGUCUGGCUAUGGUCCUGCAUGAUGUCCUAAUAGCUUUGCUAAUUGCAUAGGUUUGAAAUUUAAUCUCGCUCUGAAAUGCCAAAUUUAUUUUUCUAACUACAACAUUUUGUAUCGGUGAUUCUUGAAUUUAUAUUUUAUAGUGACAGUACGUUGAAUAAUUUUUUUCAUGGAAACUGGUUGCUUUGGCAAUUAUAAUAGGCUUUAGAGUACUGAGGUUUUUGCUAGAUGUUUUAGCCUCAAAGGGAAUUGUAAUAAAUAUUUAAAAUAAGUAAAAUAAAGUGAAAUGACAAUUUGAAA
Patiria miniata (bat star) is the source of this 7862-nucleotide messenger RNA. RefSeq lists its product as uncharacterized. The coding region runs from base 218 to 4210 and encodes 1330 amino acids. Gene Ontology annotation, molecular function: cysteine-type deubiquitinase activity. The transcript has 16 exons. Gene Ontology annotation, biological process: protein deubiquitination. The record is from RefSeq and is a predicted model, not a curated record. Lineage: Eukaryota; Metazoa; Echinodermata; Asteroidea; Valvatida; Asterinidae.